AUGACGCUCAAAGAAGAAUUCCAAACGCGAAACUUCAGCAUCUACGGACAAUGGCUUGGAAUUAUUUCCAUGAUCAUUUGUCUGGCUGUCGGAAUCGCCAACAUUUUCUCGUUCCAUGUUGUCCGAAUCAUCUUUUGCGCUUUUGCCAUCGCAUCGUCGUUCGUCAUCUUGUUUAUUGAGGUCCCUCUUCUCCUCCGAAUCUGCCCGACUUCUUCCAAGUUCGACGAACUCAUUCGCAAGGUUUCGACCAACUAUAUGCGCGCAGGCGCCUACGGUGUCAUGUCUGCUCUGCAGUUCAUCAGCAUUGUCAGCGGCUCCAGCAGUUUGAUUGCCGCCGCUGUCUUCCUGCUUCUAACAGCCCUUUGCUACCUCCUCGCUGGUGUCAAGGGACAGGCCUUUGUUGGCAGCAAGACCCUCGGUGGUCAAGGUGUUGCGCAGAUGAUCGUGUAG
Messenger RNA from Fusarium venenatum, 450 nucleotides. RefSeq lists its product as uncharacterized. Gene Ontology annotation, biological process: vesicle-mediated transport. NCBI's taxonomy places the organism in Eukaryota, Fungi, Ascomycota, Sordariomycetes, Hypocreales, Nectriaceae. Gene Ontology annotation, cellular component: Golgi membrane. The record is from RefSeq and is a predicted model, not a curated record.